AGAAAAACAGCAGUGGCAUCGUUCAAAACAUUGACCCACCUAAGCAGCAGCAGCAGCAAAAAAACAUAAUGAAUUCCACACAACGGGAUUGCAGUGGUGCCAGUUUUGUGUUGGCUCAAAUUGAUCAAUAGAAUAUGAAUGUGUGUACAUAAUUGGAAACAGCCUCUUCACAAAAUGUUGUGAAAACAAUAAGUGGGACAAUAAUCCAAUUGAAGUAUUUUAUGUUUUAAAAUCUCAUAAGAAGUAUUUUCUCGAUCAUUGAGAAAAUCAGUCAUGCUACUUACAGGUAAUUGUUUAAAUCUGCGCACAGAAUGAGCACUACAUCUGGCAACACGUCCUUGUCGUAUAUUGAAAGCUCCCGUAGAAUAACGGAGCGUGACCGUAUACGCGGGUCAAAAUAGAUCCUGCAAAGUGAAUAUGAGGAAUGACCGAACCGACUGGUAAACAUGUGAACGGAGAUUAUAUUUCAAUCCCGUUAGUAAAUGAAUUACAUUUUUUCCGACCCUAAAGUUGUGUGGAUACUACCAGAGAUGCAAAGUUUCCCGGCGGUUAGCUGAGGGAAGAGAAAAUCAGCGAAACAUCGAAGAAAAAAUGUUUAGAAACCGGCGAUGAAAACAGAAAUCAAAACCAGUGCUAGACAAAGGAAAUGUUUCUCCACCCUUGCGGGUUUUCACCUCGGAAAGUCAAGUGUUGGAGCAGUGAAAAGUUUGCGGAGUGGAAAACAGUGUCCCUUUCUGGAAAAUGUGUGUUUAAAAGCUACUGGAUUAAUUACCGUGCCGUGGUGCUUUCGUACACGUGUGGUAAAAUGUGACAUUUUCACUUAAACAACAUUAGAAGCAUCAGACAAGCAAACAAAAAACGCGAAAAGAUAAGUCAUCGUCAGGUCUGACGAAAGGACAACAUUCGUAUUGUGUUUUUCACUUGCUCCUCGGAGCACACAGUGAAAACAAACACAACAUCACCCCAACAGUGACUGUUUUGAACACAACGCAGCAACUGACAUCGAACGAAAAUGGGAGACCGCGAUAUUCCUAGCGUUCCAAUUACCACCUUGGCAGGCCUUACCAGCCUGUCGGACAUGCUGAGCGAACUUCCCAUUUCGGAUUCCCUUUCGACGGUAUCGACUGCGCUGAAUCGGUCGUUGCUGUUUCAUCCGCGCGUUGCCGAGGAGGCUAACAAUCUGUUGGCCACGAGAGACGACAGCCUUAUAGGGCAGCUGGUGAACGCCAUCGAGCAGACCAAUUCAGACCACAUCGAAUUGAAGGACCAGUACGCUCAACAGUCGCCUAGCAAGCAGCUGCAUGAGGGACCACUGUUGCUGCAGGCGAUCCAUUCCUCGCGGCCUGAUGUGUUUAAUCAACCGCAGACGCUCCAGCAGCAAUUGGUGGCACAACAGCAACAGCAGCAGCAGCAGAAAAUAAUAUCCGCAUCACAAACUCAAGUUUAUAAUUUUCCAAGCGAACAUUAUUCUUCCAUUCAAACACACCAACAGCAUUUGCAACAGCAGCAGAUUUACACAAAUCAGCUAUUGCAGCAGGUCCAACAGCAACCGCGACAGCAGCAGCAUUUUGUUCUUAGUCAAUCCCCAAUCACUAUUCACCAUUCUAACCACCCACCAGUAGUAAUCCAGCAGCAUUUGCCGUCGCAACACCAACCUCAGACAACGGUCCAAUUUGCUCACCUGAGCCAACCUGUUGCUGCUACCAACCUUCCCUAUCAACAGCAAACGCCGACACCACCACCACAAAAAGUCAUUAUCCGACAAGUUAUUAACCUGCAAAAUAUUCCUUAUUCCACCCCCUCAGAGAAUAAUCAGCUCCAGACACAGCAUCAGCAAAUCUUCCAGCAAACGCAGCAACAUAAUCAAAACGUCAUAGUGGCACAUCAGUCGGUCAUCCAAAAUCAGCAAUCCCAGUUCCAUAAUCAACUUUCGCCACAAUCCCAGCCGCCACAACUGCAGAAGGCUGUUGAUCCACAUCGCACAGUAAUCCAACAGCCGCAUCAAGCUUCGGCGGCAGGAUCUUCCUCGAAUGUGCUUCCAGGAUCAGCAGCAGCUGCACCGCAGGCGGUGUCACAUCCGCCUCAGCUAUCCAAUCACGUUGCCCAGCAGCCACAGCAACAGGUUCAUAAUCAACCCGUUUCGCAACAGCAAUUGCACCAGAAUGUGAUAAACAAAAGUAAUAACAACUUACACAGUAGUGCCUCAGCAACACCGGCAGGCGGCCAGCGUUUGGCUAACAACGUUCAGCAGCAGAACCUAGGAGGAAUAGUGGUGAAACAGCAAUCUCACACCGCCAGUGGAAACGAGCAGCAAUCUCAGCUGAAAAAUGGUAGCACUACCCUCCAGAACCAUCAGUAUCUGCAUCCGCCGACAGGAGGCCACCAACAGCAUCAGCAUCCGAAUCAUCUCGUGAAACCUCCGGAGGCUGCCCCUCGGAAUAGUGAAUACCUGCAGCAGCAACAACAGAGUAAAAAUGUGGAUUCUCGAGGGCGACCCUCGCCAGCACAAGGCACAACCGCGCCGGAAACCGAUCCAAAUCACCAAACCACGCUGCGGAAACAGCAGGAUCACCAGCAGCAGCAAGCCCAAGUUGCAACUGCGGUGCAGCGAUUGGGUCAACCAACGUCAGUAGCAACACCACCAACGCCAAAUCCCAAGCCGGGUCCCGGUGGAACUUUAGCCGCCACUCAACAACAAAGCCUCAAACCGCUGUCGGUCGGUAGCGCGCUACAACGAGCAGGGAUGAACGCGAUGACUCCCAUCACAUCGAUUGCCGUCACGGGAGCUCUAAUGAGGGCGCCAUCCGCUACCACAACGGCCUCUACCACAACGCAUUCUGCCGCUGGGCAACAACAACAACCGCAAAAACAGCUCCCGCCGACUCCGGGCCGAAAAGCGGAAGUGGUGAACAUAAAAAAGCUUUGUCGUAUGAUGAAACUGGCGGAGGUGGAUAGUUUGAAGCUGAGGAAGUGUUCUGUCCGGCUCGAAAAGUUCAACGAAGGACAGCUCAAAAUGAUGCAGGAGGAUCUGAAGAAGUUUUCGGUGAGUGAGCCAAAGCUGGCGAUGCGGUUAGGGUUGGUGAAAAAAUCAACCGAAAUGAUAUUCAGCAAGAUGAAGGAAGACGAGAGGAGGCAUACGGGAGGUUUACCGAUGAAACGAAAGGCUCAGGAUGAAACGACCAAACCGGAGGAUUUCUUCAGUAAACCCAAAUUGAGAAGGGUCGAGAAACAGGCGACUCCCGUGGUUAAAAAAAUGUCCAAAGAAGAGUUGAUGAACACCAACACCUAUCAGAGGUUUAUGUCGAUAAUGGGGAAAAUUUUCGAUCAGUUGGAUGAGACUGAGGCGCCUAAUAUUGACGACGGAGAUGAGCAGAUGGAGUGCAUCCCAACCAGCAUGCUUAGUAAUAUUGGAGCGGAAGCGGCCAAAUUGAAGGCUCGAAACGCCAUCGAUGCCAUUCCAGAGAACAAGCUUACACUGCUGAUUACGUACGCAAUGAGGUCGGUGCAUUUGGCGAAGAAUCUUAGCGGUACAGAGCUGCAGGAUGAUUUGGUUGGAGACGAAUGCAUCGAGAAAAUUCUAAACGCGAUGGAAGCAGCCUUGUUAAUUUGUUCAAUCUACACUUGCAAAAACACCAAAUUCCUGCAGGAAGACAACAUCGAUGCGGUGAUAAAAUUUGUACAGUUUCAGUUGCGAGAAACAGUAUUUCCUUCCUACGAUCCGGUAUAUUCGGUCGAAACGAAGAAAAAGACCGAUGGCAAAAAGUCGAAAAAGAUUCCCAGUUAUCAACAGAAGGGUCUUUCGGUGCUUUACACAAAAAUUGUUGAACUGGCUAAACUGCUAGUGACAAUGUUCGAAAAGUUUCACUUUGUUGACACGAUUGUGAUUCACGCUUCCGCCCUCGGAGUGGAACCUUUUUUCGUCGAUAACAUUGAAACGCUUCAGUUCGUCUGUCUCGACCUGGUAACGUCCAUAUUUCAGAAUGAAAAGUAUUCGCACCAUCGAAGAAACAUCGUCGCGGAUAUUCUUUCUUCGAUCGAUCGUCUUCCGCACUCGAAACGGAACCUUCGCCCGUACAAGCUAGUCAACAACGGUGGCAACAUCCAGAUGAUGACGGCUCUCGUGCUCCAGUUGAUCCAAUGCGCUGUGGUGCUGCCUGAAUCGCUGGGCGAUACGAAUCCCAAGAAACUGAACAACGACUCCAUCAACAGCAAUCCGAAGUCGGCGGAUCUUUUCAUCAUCGGCAAGUAUGAUACGGCACUAAGCAUCGGGGGUAACUUUCUGGCAACCUUUCUGGACAAAUGCAAGAGCCGUUCGAGUGAAACCGAUUUCCGUCCAUUGUUCGAGAAUUUUAUCCACGAUCUGCUAACCACAGUGAACAAACCUGAAUGGCCUGCGUCGGAACUGUUGCUGAGCCUGCUGGGGACUAUGUUAGUGAAGAAGAUGUCCGACAAAGGCGUAGAACAGUCCAUUCGGGUGGUCUCGUUAGAGUAUCUGGGGAUUGUGGCCGCGCGGUUACGCAAGGACACCGUCGAGUCGCGCUGCAAGGUGCGAACGAUGGAUGCACUCAUCAAGUACAUCAAAAUCGAACAGGAGAAGGAAGGUGACGAGUAUAAGAAGGGCUCCAAAUUUCAGCUGGAUGUGGAGGAAGAAAGGACUGAAUUUCUGCAGAAAAUUUUGCUAGAUUUUCUGGCCGCAAAUGCACAGGAAGGGAAUAUCGUGUGGAACCACGCAAGGCAUUUCUACAUUACCCAGUGGUAUCGGGACAUUAUCCAGCGGAAGAAGAGUAUAGCGGAGGGCGAGAAGGGGUAUGCGUCUCGAAAGAAACAGGCGAAAAAGAGGAAAAAAUAUACCAGCGAUUCGGAACACUCGGAUGGUGCUGAUAAUGACACGGACGUCGAGGAAGUCAAAACCGGUGUCGAUCAGGAGUUGAAUAGUGAAAUUUUUCGAUUGCUGGACAAUCGGAAAACUACCUAUCUGUCCCAAAUUUGUCCGUUCGGUGGAAACGGCAAAAAUUCCACAACCAGUGAAAUUAAAACCUACAUCGAUUAUAGCAAUGCGAAUCUGAUCGUGCAGUAUCUUGCCAGCAAGCGGUCGUUUUCGCAGAGUUUCGAUAAAUACCUGCAGAAAAUUAUACUAGUCGUGCGAGAGCCGGUGGUGGCGAUACGAACCCGGGCGAUGAAAUGCCUCGGCAAUAUCGUUGAGGUGGACCAGAUGGUGCUCGCACGCAAGGACAUGCAGAUGGGUGUCCACCAGAAGCUGCUCGAUACUGCCAUCUCGGUGCGGGAAGCUGCGGUAGAUUUGGUGGGGAAGUACAUCCUCUCCGAUCCAGAACUGAUCGAUCAGUAUUAUGAGAUGAUUUCGCAGCGGAUACUGGAUACGGGUGUGUCUGUGAGGAAACGGGUAAUUAAAAUUCUUCGAGACAUCUGCAUUGAACAUCCGGAGCAUGAGAAAAUUCCAGAUAUUUGCGUGAAAAUGAUUCGACGAGUGAAUGACGAGGAGGGUAUCCAGAAACUGGUAAUGGACGUCUUUAUGACGAUGUGGUUCACACCGUGCAAUCCUAGUGAUAAGGGAGCGAUGGAUAGGAAAAUUACUCAGAUAAUCGACGUUGUUUGCUCUUCCCAUGAGACUGGAACUCAGGGCUUUGACGCACUGUUGAAAUCGAUCUUCGAACCGAAGGAAAACAAGGAGGACGCGAAGGCAAAGAAGGAAAUUCCCAAGGCGCUGAUCAAGGCUUGUCAGCAGAUUGUGGACGGUUUGGUCGAUGCGACGAUGAAACUGGAGAGUUCCGAAAAUAAAAAGCUCGUCGGUUGCAUCACGGCACUGCAUCUGUUCUCGAAAAUUCAACCUCAGUUGCUGGUGAAUCACGCGAUGACCCUGGAACCGUACCUCAACAUUCGCUGCCAGAAUGCCAUCAACUACAAAUUUAUCAGUAGUGUGGCGGAAAUAUUGGAACAGGUGGUUCCCCUGAUGGAUCAUCCCAGUGAGAUAUUUCUUGCCGAUUUGGAGUCGCAUCUGAUGAUGCUGAUUGUGACACAGAGCCAAGCAGUGGUGCUUAGUUGCGUUUCCUGCUUGUCGGCUGUGGUGAACAAGAUUACCAAGAACUACGCACUGAUACGAGACUGUUUUUCAAAAUUUUACUACAAGGGUUUGGUGUCGAGUAAAGAGAAACUAAUAUCUGACCCGUCAAUACCACUGGAGCAGUUGUAUCGACCCCAGUUCAGGCGAAGUAUUUAUACGGUUGGGUUGAUAAUGCGAUACUUCGAUUUUAAACAGCCGGAUGUUUAUGGCGGUGCUGAGGAUGCGCAAGGAGCGCUGCCGGCCAACAUAUGCGAGGAGGUGUACAACACGUUGGCAUUCUUUCUCUCCAGUAGUCACAGUGAAAUCUGCAAAGAAACCCUGCUGUCGAUGGGCAAUUUUUGCGUGAAAAAUUACGAGUACUUGACGAAGACAGAGCUGCGGGAAUACUACAACUAUUUGCUAACGCAAGACACCGUUCUAACGGAGAUGAAAAUAAACGUCCUGAAAAAUAUUCUCAUGUAUUUGACGGAGGAGGAGAACAAAAUGGUUCGCAAUGAUAAAGAAUGGGCUAAGCAAUCGCAAACGGAGGAUCUGAAAGAGAUGGGUGACGUGUCAUCCGGUAUGGCGAGUAGGGUGAUUCAAAUCUAUUUGAAAGAGACAUUACGGAGUUUCCUGCAUCGGAGUACUAGCGUGCGGAUGUGGGCGAUGCGAGUGGUUGAGAUUGUGCUGCGGCAGGGUUUGGUGCAUCCAGUACAAAUAGUUCCUUAUUUAAUAUGUUUAAGUACGGAUCCGGAAAAAGAGGUUGCACAUAGUGCGGACCGUCAUCUCCAGGAGAUCGAUAAGCAGUAUCCAGGUUUUGUAAAUAUGAAAUCUCACGCCGGUAUGCAGUAUUCCUAUGAACUGCAAGUUUUGCUGCAAAAGCGGGACGAUAAUAGUAUAGUUAGAGGUUAUAGGAUCCGAGAUCCUCAGGAACCACCUAGUGCGAUGAAUGGUUUCUUGUACACACUGUUACGCAAUACAAAACCCCAGCGACGAGCACUGGUCCAGUCGAUAACGAAGCAAUUUGACGACGGGAAAAUCUCGCUGCAGCAAAUGCUCUAUCUGGCCGACAAUCUAGCCUACUUUCCGUACGCAGUGCAGGACGAGCCAUUGUAUAUAAUACAUCAUAUUGAUGUGUUGAUUUCUGUUACCGGUACCAAUCUUCUGGCUACAUUUCGGGAGGGACUGAAGCCACCGCCUGGUGCGGAGAACAAUCCCGAUCAGCCUGCCAAUCCUCUGGAGGAUGAUGAGGAUGACGAUCAGGAUGUGAUUCUCAGUCGACUGCCAGAAGAUACGACCGAACUCCAGAAUUGCAUCACAUCUGCGCAAGGUUGUAUGCUUCUACUAAUACUCAAGCAGCAUUUGAAAGAUAUCUAUGGUAUCACAGACUGUAAAAUAUCCCGCUAUUCGCCAUCAGAAGCGGGAAAAAUCUACGAUAAGGCUAUGCAGAGGAGAUCAAAUUCACUGUUUGAUCCAAAGGCGACCAUUGCUUUACUGAAGGAAGAUGAAAAAACAGAAGGCAUUAAGACGAAAGAGGAGAAAGUCGAGCUGGUGCAGAGAUACCUGGAUUUCAAACAAUUGAUGCUGCGGCUUGAUCCAGACGAUCCGGACCUGCUGGACGAGGAGGAUCGUCUUCCUCCCAAGAAUGCCGAUACUAAUUCCACUACAACGACGCCUGUAAAGCAGCAAGGUUCGACCGGUGCGACCGAGGCUAACAAGAGUAACAGCAAUACUCCCGCCAGCACCACCAACACCGGAAAUUCACAAACAAACAAUGUAAAUAGCAAUAGCAGUAGUAGUGCGACGACCACCGCUGUCCCAGCAGCCAUCAGCCAUCGCACCCCAAAAUCUUCCUCAAAGUCGUCAUCGAACGCUCAGUCGACCCGCAAGAACCCGCCUGUGCGAAGUACCCGCAAAAAGCGACGGAAACUGUCCACCUCCGAGGAGGAUGAAAGUGACGCCAGUGAUAUGGAUUAUGACUAAAAAUCUGCCACCACUCAAUACCUAAUUUAUUCUUUCAUACACACAACCACACCUCCAUACUAUCAUUUUGUUUUUAGAAGUUCUAUGAAUACAGAUGUAAAGGAAUGCACACUUUUAUUACGCUAUACAAUAACCCUACGAAUUUCAGAAUUAGGGUUCGAGUAGCAGAGAUACAUAUUCUGAAACUAUCCCGCGUAGUAUUUUUCCUCAAGUUUUUUUCCUUGCCCCUCAGAUACAUAAUUUCGCACCAUUCAUCCCGUGCUAUUGUUAUUCACUCACCCCUCCCGCUGUAGAUGUAAGGAACAUAAAUAUUGUUUGCCAAUGUGAAUCCAAAUAGAAAACACAAACACACACACACUUCGUGAAGAUGUAGUUUUCAAGACUAAUGGAUCAAAACCAAUAAAACAAAUUGAAAAGAACUGUGAAAAAAUAUAUAUAUACGCGAAGGCGUAAAAAUGAGCACAUUUUUAGACCCUUUACGGAAAUGAAACGAAAUGAAACAUAGAGAUAUUAAUACGUAGACAGAGUUUAUGUAUCCCAAACUACGCAAGAGAUGGAAGCUCAGAGGGACUUAACUAUCAAAAAUUGGAUGCGCAAAGCGAAGUGAGUAAAAUUCAACCGUAAAACCCCUAGACAGAUGUUUUAUGAAAUAUAUUUAAUUACUGGGAGACAAACAAGUAAAACAAAGUUAGGAAAAGAACGGAUCGGAUUCAAUGUUUAUAGUGGAUACAUCAAAAAACGUCGUUGUGUUCUUCAUGUGGAAAGAGAGGAACAUUGGACGUGGAAAUAUUUAAUUUAUUGAACAAAACAUAAAAGGUGAUUGGGAUAAGAGAGCGAGAAUGGGAUGUGUGAGAAGGGCAGCAAAAAAUGUAUAAUCUGAAUUUUGAUCAGUUGUUUUGAGGGAGUUAUCAUAUAUGAAUGUGUGUUGCAAACGAAGAAGCGAAACCAUGCAAAUAAAAAAAUUGUAAACAGUUUUACUCAUAAGGAUAGUUCGGUAAGAAGGAGCUGCAAAAUAGACACGAGACCACUAUGCACAGCGAAGACAUUUAGACUAUAGAGAGCUCCGAGCGGUGUCUCCGUAGAGCAGAUGUUAUAUGCGUGCUUGUGCGAGCCAACGAUUGUAUAUUUUUGUAAAUAUAGGAUAUAUCUUUUUCUCUCCCUAUGUGAUUAGCGAGAAUAGAAAGGUAUAAAUUAAACGUUUAUGAGGACAAAUAUAAAUGCAGUGUUCUGGAACAAGAAAAAGAAUCACGAAAACGAUAAAGGCAGAGACUUUAUUUAAAGUGUUUUUAGAUAAAUUAUUUAUAUAAAAAAGAAAUGAAAAAGCGAAAAAAAUGAAUCCAGAUGAAUUUGUAAUUUAAUUUAGAGUUAAGGCAGAACAAAACAACACAAUUUUCAGGAGUAAACACACAUGUUCGAAAAAUGUAUAAUCGAAAGUUUUUUUUUUAAAUUUCUGUUUCAUUUUAUUCAAAUGAGUCAUGAAAGGAAAACAAAGGAGAAUAAAACCUGUAGAUAAUUCAAA
Messenger RNA from Toxorhynchites rutilus septentrionalis, 9560 nucleotides. It is a transcript of the gene Nipped-B, whose product is annotated as nipped-B protein. Gene Ontology annotation, molecular function: chromatin binding. Gene Ontology annotation, biological process: establishment of protein localization to chromatin; establishment of mitotic sister chromatid cohesion; regulation of gene expression. Gene Ontology annotation, cellular component: Scc2-Scc4 cohesin loading complex. The coding region runs from base 1013 to 8041 and encodes 2342 amino acids. The record is from RefSeq and is a predicted model, not a curated record. Lineage: Eukaryota; Metazoa; Arthropoda; Insecta; Diptera; Culicidae. The transcript is spliced from 17 exons.